GUUUUAAAAAAUGGCUGAAGAUGGCAGUGAGGAGAUUAUAUUUAUUUGGUGUGAGGACUGUGGGCAGUACCAUGAUUCAGAGUGUCCUGAGCUGGGCCCAGUGGUGACAGUCAAAGACUCCUUUGUAUUGAGCAGGGCAAGAUCAUCUCUGCCUUCUAAUUUGGAGAUAAGACAGCUGGAGGAUGGGACUGAGGGAGUGUUUGCUCUGACUCAGCUGGUGAAACGUACCCAGUUUGGCCCCUUUGAAUCCAAGAGAGUUCUCAAGCUGGAGGAAGAAUCAGUUUUUCCCCUGAAGGUGUUCCAGAAGGAAGGGCCCCUGGUGUAUUUUGACACCACAAACGAAGAUGAUUGCAACUGGAUGAUGAUGGUGCGCCCAGCCACCGAGUAUGAGCAUCAAAACUUAACUGCCUUCCAGCAUGACAAUGACAUUUACUUCACCACCUGCCAGGACAUCCCCCCGGGAACUGAGCUGCGAGUGUGGUAUGCAGCUUUUUACGCCAAAAAAAUGGAAAAGCCAGUGCUGAAGCAGGUCACUAGUGUUGCCAAUGAUACAUCCUUGGCAGCAAUGGAAUCUGAUAAAGAGGGGAAUAAUAAGGUCUCUUCAAAACCAUCAUCUGCUGUCUUACCCCAUAAAAAACCCAAGAAAUCCAGCAUACUAGCAGCUGAUCCAGCAGUGAACACUCCAGAAGGCAGUGGAACAGCAGAAGCAAAGCCCAACCAGUGGACGUGUAAAGUGUGUUCAUCUGCUUUCCAAGAGCCCCAGCUGCUGACAGAGCACUUGCUGAGUCACCUGGAACAAACCAAAGGUGCCCCCCCAAGCAGCCAAAAGGAUGCUGAGACAGGAGAGAAAGCAGCAGAGGCUGUGCCAGCAGAUCAGCCAGUGGCAAGUGAUGCAGCCAGUGCCAGCACAGACUCGAGGAGAAAGGCCAGGAGGGGAAGAAAAGCCAAAACAGCAAAAGUAGAAACACCUCUUGUCAUUGAUGAAGAGAAAGAUUCUGCAGUGGAACGUGUGGCUGACACUGUCACUGAGGUCCCUCCAGAGGAGGUGGCCCUUCCUCCAGCUCCAGAAGAGAGGAUUAUGGAUCUGGUUUUAGGAAAGAUGCCCAGCACCACAAACAGCAUCAGCUCUGUGACAAAGUUUGCUCAUCACCAAAACACCAUGUCCCUGAAAAGGAGUUUAAUUCUCUCCAGUAGACACGGGAUUCGGAGGAAGCUGAUAAAGCAGCUGGGGGAGCACAAGAGGGUCUAUCAGUGCAGCAUCUGCAGUAAGAUCUUCCAGAACAGCAGCAACCUCAGCAGGCACAUCCGUUCUCACGGUGACAAACUCUUUAAAUGUGAGGAAUGUGCAAAGCUGUUCAGCAGGAAGGAGAGCUUGAAGCAGCACGUGUCAUACAAGCACAGCAGGAAUGAAGUGGACAGUGAGUACAGAUACAAGUGCACGACGUGUGAAAAGGCCUUUCGGAUAGAGAGUGCACUGGAAUUCCACAACUGCAGGACAGAUGACAAGACAUUCCAGUGUGAGAUGUGUUUCAGAUUCUUCUCUACGAACAGCAACCUUUCAAAACAUAAGAAAAAGCAUGGGGAUAAAAAGUUUGCAUGUGAGAUCUGCAAUAAGAUGUUCUACAGGAAGGAUGUCAUGCUGGACCAUCAAAGGCGGCACUUGGAAGGGGUGAGGCGUGUGAAGAGAGAAGACUUUGAGCACAGCACGGAGAACAUGGUUCGCUACAAGAAGGAGCCCUCGGGGUGCCCCGUGUGUGGGAAGGUGUUUUCAUGUAGGAGCAAUAUGAACAAACACCUUCUAACACAUGGAGACAAGAAAUACACGUGUGAGAUCUGUGGACGGAAAUUUUUCAGGGUGGAUGUGUUGAGAGAUCAUAUUCAUGUCCAUUUUAAGGACAUAGCCCUAAUGGAUGAUCACCAGAGGGAAGAGUUCAUUGGUAAAAUUGGAAUCUCAUCAGAGGAAAACGAUGACAACUCUGAUGAAAGUGCAGAUUCAGAGCCUCACAAGUAUAGCUGCAAAAGGUGCCAGCUGACCUUUGGCAGAGGGAAGGAGUACCUGAAGCACAUCAUGGACGUGCACAAGGAGAAGGGUUACGGCUGCAGCAUCUGCAACCGGCGCUUCGCCCUGAAGGCCACGUACCACGCGCACAUGGUCAUCCACAGGGAGAACCUGCCCGACCCCAACGUGCAGAAAUACAUCCAUCCAUGUGAAAUCUGUGGGAGGAUUUUUAACAGUAUAGGAAAUUUGGAAAGACAUAAGCUUAUACAUACAGGUGUAAAAAGUCAUGCUUGUGAGCAAUGUGGCAAAUCAUUUGCUAGAAAAGACAUGUUAAAAGAACAUAUGCGAGUCCAUGAUAAUAUCCGAGAAUACUUGUGUGCAGAGUGUGGCAAAGGAAUGAAGACAAAACAUGCCCUUCGUCACCACAUGAAGCUUCACAAGGGGAUUAAGGAGUACGAGUGCAAGGAAUGUCACCGGAAAUUUGCACAGAAAGUCAACAUGCUGAAACACUACAAGAGACACACAGGAAUCAAAGAUUUCAUGUGUGAGCUCUGUGGCAAGACAUUCAGUGAGAGAAAUACAAUGGAGACUCACAAGCUGAUUCAUACAGUAGGAAAACAGUGGACGUGUUCAGUGUGUGAUAAGAAGUAUGUCACUGAUUACAUGCUGCAGAAGCACAUCCAGCUCACCCAUGACAAGGUGGAAGCCCAGAGCUGUCAGCUGUGUGGGACAAAGGUUUCUACCAGGGCAUCCAUGAGUCGACACAUGAGGCGUAAACACCCAGAGAUUCUUUCAGUGAGGAUUGAUGAUUUAGAGCCACUGCCAGAGACCACGACCAUUGAUGCCUCUUCAAUUGGGAUUGUUCAGCCGGAAUUAGCCUUGGAACAGGGUGAGCUGCCAGAAGGGAAGCAGCCCAUAAAAGCUCCUAAACGUGGCCAGAAACAAAAACAAAAGUCAGGUGAGGAGGAGGAAGCUCAAGUGCCUGAGGACCCUGCCUUCAGUGAAUACACAGAGAAGGAAGGUGAAUUCACAGGGAAUGUUGGAGAUGAGACUAAUUCAGCUGUACAGAGCAUCCAACAGGUGGUGGUGACCCUCAGCGACCCAAACGUCACGGCCCCCUCCAGCUCCGUGGGGCUCACCAACAUCACGGUGACCCCCAUCACCACGGCAGCUGGCACCCAGUUCACCAACCUGCAGCCCGUGGCCGUGGGCCACCUGAGCCCCCCGGAGCGGCAGCUGCAGCUGGACAGCUCCAUCCUGACGGUCACCUUCGACACGGUCAGCGGCUCGGCCAUGCUGCACAACCGCCAGAGUGACAUUCAGCUCCCGCCGCAGCCCGAGGCGCCCAACCCCCAGUCCGUGGCCCAUUUCAUAAACCUGACCACCCUGGUGAACUCCAUUGCUCCCCUGGGCAGCCAGAUGCCAGAUCAGCACCCCCUGAGCUGGAGGUCAGUGCCCCAGACUGAUGUCCUGCAGCCCCCGGCGCCGGCCGCGCCGCAGCAGCCGGGCCAGCAGCCCGUCCAGACUGAGCAGCAGCAGCAGCAGAUGUACAGCUACUAAUUUAUACUGGGGCAAGUGCUGGCCUGGACACUACUCAGAGACACAAAAAAAAAACCACACAGACCUUUGGAAAAUUUCUAAUAGGAUUGUUUGCUGGAUACCAAACAGAGAUGGGAAAACGUUUAUACAAUGAAAUUUAAGCUGAAAUUGGCAGAUCACCCUGCAAUGCCCCAGUCUGAGAUUCUCACGCUGUCUCUAGACCUUGCACUGUCUUAAAAAAUAACAGGAAAAAAAAUGUCUCACCACGAAUUUUAGCAGCCCCUUGCAGUUGUGCAGUAAGAUUGAGAUUUGACAGGUGCAUCCUUACACACCCUAACCAAAGCAGAGAAAUCCCAGAUUUUGCAGCACUUGUGAUGUACAAAAACCCUUUUACUUCACUUUUCAUACCAUGUCACUUCUUUCCCUGUCUGGAAAUGACAUCUGAAGACCUUGUUCAGUGGGUCGAAUGUCCUUGUGUGUGGUCAGCUGGUAGAGACUGAAAUGUGAAGACACAAAGGGGCAAAACAAGAAGUGUCUUUGUUUCUUAUCUUCUUUAGGUCUUGUAUCUAACAACAUCAGUAAAGUAGGUGGAAUUUGGGGUUUUGGGGUGGGCAUGAGUGUGGUGUGGAAGAAAAUAUUACCAAUUAUUUCCAUUUUAGUCAUGGGGAAAACCCUGUACUCAUCAGACAGUGUUAGUGCUACUUGAGCCAGAGAGCUGAUCUAAUGCUGAGCAAACUUUUAUGGUCUUCUAGUCAAGUUUCAAUCAAACCAAUUACAAACUGAAAGAAGAAUGUGAUACAAUUUUAUGUAAUUUUUUAAACCUGCUCUUUGAAUCUUGCUUUUAGCUAGUAGGCCUGAAGAGCAAUCAGUCCCCUUUGAAAUUCAGGAUGUGAAUUUUUUUCAAUUAGACUUAUUUCAUCAUG
Molecule: messenger RNA, 4461 nt
Organism: Ficedula albicollis (Collared flycatcher)
Lineage: Eukaryota; Metazoa; Chordata; Aves; Passeriformes; Muscicapidae
Gene: PRDM15
Product: PR domain 15
Exons: 24
Coding region: 11-3559 (1182 amino acids)
Biological process (GO): cell fate commitment; regulation of transcription by RNA polymerase II
Cellular component (GO): cytoplasm; nucleus
Molecular function (GO): histone deacetylase binding; RNA polymerase II cis-regulatory region sequence-specific DNA binding; DNA-binding transcription factor activity
Source: RefSeq, a predicted model, not a curated record